This is a messenger RNA of Phaedon cochleariae (mustard beetle), 462 nucleotides long. NCBI's taxonomy places the organism in Eukaryota, Metazoa, Arthropoda, Insecta, Coleoptera, Chrysomelidae. The record is from the annotation of a GenBank genome assembly.
AUAAUGUCUACAAGAUGGUACCCGAUCUACCAGAAAGGUGGUCCACAAUUGAGAGUAUUCCUGCCAAAUUUCUGGAUGAAACUCGUAAAGCCAACUCAAGACCAACCGCCAAAUAUCGUGCAGUUCGCAUGUUCAAUGGAAAUGACCAAGCAUGAUGUUAAAAAUUAUCUGGAAAAAAUCUAUAACAUCAAAUGUGUGGAUGUUAGGACUAGGAUUCAUAUGCCCAAAACUAGAAGAGACCCUGGAAAAGGCUAUGUUAUCAAAGAUGAAGAUACAAAAUAUGCCUAUGUCACAAUGCCCAAAGAAGAAUCUUUCAAAUUCCCAGAUCUGUUUGAGACUGAAACCAAAGAAAAAAUUGUUGAAGACCAUGAUAAAGCUAUGAAACAGGCUAAAGAAGGCUUUCAAGACUUUUUGAAGAAAAAUAAAGAUAGAGCAAAUAUGCCAGGGUGGUUUACAAUUUGA